AUGGCCCUUAAGAGAAUCCAAAAAGAACUUAUCGACCUUGGUAGAGAUCCUCCCGCUAACUGCUCAGCCGGUCCAGUCGACGAGAAAGACCAGUAUCACUGGCAAGCAACUAUUAUGGGGCCAGAUGAUAGUCCAUAUGCAGGCGGUGUUUACUUCUUGAACAUCCACUUCCCAACUGACUAUCCCUUCAAGCCACCCAAGUGCACUUUUACUACAAGAAUCUAUCACCCUAACAUCAACUCAAACGGUUCAAUUUGCUUGGAUAUCCUCAAGGAUCAAUGGUCUCCAGCACUCACCAUCUCAAAGGUUCUCCUCUCAAUCAGCUCUUUGUUGACUGACGCUAACCCAGAUGACCCACUCGUACCAGAAAUCGCCCACAUCUACAAAACCGACAAGGCAAAGUACGAGGCCACUGCCAGAGAGUGGACCAGAAAAUACGCUAUGUGA
Stylonychia lemnae is the source of this 447-nucleotide messenger RNA. The record is from the annotation of a GenBank genome assembly. NCBI's taxonomy places the organism in Eukaryota, Ciliophora, Spirotrichea, Sporadotrichida, Oxytrichidae.